Messenger RNA from Phasianus colchicus (ring-necked pheasant), 2703 nucleotides. NCBI's taxonomy places the organism in Eukaryota, Metazoa, Chordata, Aves, Galliformes, Phasianidae. The record is from RefSeq and is a predicted model, not a curated record.
UUUCUUUGUCAACAAUAUUAGAAGCUUUCAACGUGACAGAGCUAUUCUGGUGUCAAAAAAUCAAGAGAUCAGUAAGGUUAUUUGCAUCAAGGGUGAAUAAAAGUGAAGCCGGUCUUGUGCGUGUUUGUAAUUAAUAAAGUAUUACAUUUUAUUUGGGAAAGUGUUGUUGUUGUCCAUGCUUGUACUGUACAGUCAUCCAAACAUCGAGAUUCGUGGAACAAACUGUUUGUGUCAGCCACAACAAGGUGUCAUGCUUUUGCUCUUAAAAACCAUCACGAAAGCUUUCAUUUUUUAUAGCUGUAUACUGUUACAUCUGCCAUGUGUUAAGGAUAUAACUCAGGAGUUUAGUGGCAAAGGUACUAUGAUUUAUCAGUUGGAGAAAUGGACGAACUUUCAGCAAAGUCUUUAUUCAGGUGAUAGAUUUUUAAAGGUUUCAAGGGUAGAAUAUGUUCUGACUUCUGAUCUAACAAUAAAAAAAACCAAACACAUCUUUGUUAACUCCUACUCGCUGACUGAGUUUUGAAAUAGAAUGGAUGUCUUAGGAUGCAUGUUUUUUAUAAUGAAAGGACUCCAGGUAACAGAAAGCUCAACCCAUCUCUGUCCAUUUUAUUUACUAUGGAGUCUACACUGCAAACAGGGUCUGGAUAUUGAAUGCCUUCAGCCAACAAACAAAUGAUGAAGAGACAGCUUGGACAGAAAAUGACUGACAGGAUAAAUGUUUAGUGUCUGACUUAAAAAUGAGAAUAGAAGAGAGAAGAAUAGCGUUGGUUUCGUGACAAAGAUGAAUUACUCUAGUGGAGAGUGGUCACUACUGUGACCAAUUCUGGGCUCCCCCAGCACAACGUGUAUGUGGACAUGCUAGGAAAAGUCCAACACUGGACCACAAAAAUGAUGAAGGGAGCAGACAUCUCUCCUAUGAGGAGAGGCUGAGAGAGCUGGGAAUCUUCACCCUGGACAAGAGAAGACACGAAGGGGAUCUCAUCUAUGUGUAUAAAUUCCUGAUGGCAGGAUGCAAAGGUGAUGGAGUCAGGCUCUUUUCAGUGGUGCACAGUGACAGGCCAAGAUACAAUGAGCACGAAUCAAAACACCAGAGGGAUUCUUUACAUUGUGUGGAUGCUGAUCCAGGCUGCCCAGAAAGGCUGUAGGGUCUCCUCUUUGGAGAUCAUCAAAAGAUGUCUGGACAUGGUCCUGGACAACCUGCUCUGGCUGUGCCUACUUGAGCACAUGUUGGACCAGGUGGACACUGAUGUCCCUUCCAGCCUCAUCCGUUUUGUGAUUCUGUGGCAAACUAUAUUGCCAAUAGCAUAAUUAUUAAAUUGUGUUCUUCUUGGUUUGUGAAAGACCAGAUGUAUCUAAUUUAACCUUUUUAUUGUUUUCUGAAUCAAAUUUACAGAAACCAGUUGGAUUUACAUACAGAAGUUCCAGUCAUUUGCCCCAAGGAAAAAUAAGAGUACAAAAAUCUCUGGAAAGGGCUUCAAGUCUUCAUCUCUCUUCACCAGGCCGAGGAAGGCAUAACCCAGUCAUAAGGGCUGCUUUACAAAAUAGCCAUGGUCAGGUCAAUACCACAACAAAUAGCGUUCAACAGACUGUUGAACUUGAAUCUCAGCAGCCUGUUCUUAGGCAGAGCCCUCCACUCCCCACCAUAGUUUCUACACAAUCCUUGCAUUCACAGUUUACAGCAGCUGACAGCAUCCCUGACCUUCUUCCACAACCAAAUCUUUCUGGUACUGUUGAAAGUACUGUCAACAUUGCAUCAUCUUCAGCAGCAUCAUCAGUGAUGCCAGCACCAUCUGAAACAGGUUUGGGAAAUGAAGCAGUGGUGGUGAACUACAGAAAUGCAUCUGGGAGUGUAAACAUUAGCAAAGAAGUGCCAUCUUCAUCAGUCUCCAUCCAUCCAAGCUUUGAUUAUGUUGGUGACCCGGUGAGAAAUGUGAAAGUUCUUGGAAACUAUUUGAUGAAAGCUCGGCAAAAGACUAAACCAAAGUAUGCAGCGCGCUACUUGGUUCGUGUCUUGUUCCCCAAGGAAGCUUUAUUGUGUAGCGUUAUAGGAGUGAGUACACAAGGGUGGUGUUCACUGGAUCCUAAUAAAAUGACUGCAAUAAGAGAAUUUCUUGCAGCUAACUUUCCAAACUAUGAUUUGAGUGAAUAUGGAAAAGACUGGAAAACCUGUAUCACACAUGUCAAUGCUAUGAUCCGCUGUUUGCAUUCUGAAACAAAAAUAAACCAAGAGAUAGCUAAUGCGAAAGAGAAAUUGGCUGACAGUCCAGAUACAUCUCUUUCUGUAGAUUUAAAUUGCAAUGAAAACAGUAAAGGGAGUUCUCAAAACUCUCAGAAGAUGACCAUUUCUACAAGUGACAGUGUGCAAAAUUCAGGAUGGGAUAAGUUCCCAGAAUCUUUCCAUACACCUUCAGUCAAGAAACUGCAGUCUCUGGAACCCAUGGGUAAAUGGAGGAAUUUGCAUCCUGUGAAUUUGUGUGUUAUCUUUUUAAUAGUCAGUAAAAAGCAGAAAAUGUUACUGUAGGUGAAAUAGUUGAGCAGAUAUCUUUACUGUACAACAUAACUCUCCCUUUUAAGGCGUGCUCUUGGUUUGUAUAUAGUAUGGCAUCUUAGGAAUGAACGGGAAUAUGAUCUGGCUAACAGAACAUGUUUGCAUCUACACAUGUCCCAUAAUACACAUCAACAAAAACUGGAUAUUUCAAUUGU